Molecule: messenger RNA, 130 nt
Organism: Cetraspora pellucida
Lineage: Eukaryota; Fungi; Glomeromycota; Glomeromycetes; Diversisporales; Gigasporaceae
Source: the annotation of a GenBank genome assembly
AUGCCGGAGGGAUUAACAUGGACGGAUGUUCCUUCUGGAGUUGGAUGCGAUUUGAUUCAAAAAGAAACUGCUACUACCAAAAUAAUACAGCUAGUAGCACUUUCUUUUUGGAGAAGAUCCACAGAAGAAG